Molecule: messenger RNA, 850 nt
Organism: Pocillopora meandrina
Lineage: Eukaryota; Metazoa; Cnidaria; Anthozoa; Scleractinia; Pocilloporidae
Source: the annotation of a GenBank genome assembly
AUGCGACCGAUGUUCUCGUCUUCUGUUGUUGCUAAAAUCGAGAGAGCUGUACAGGAAGUGGGAGGCACAACCGAUACGAAAGAAGAUUUGGCCUUUGUGACUUUACAGUCCAAACAAUGCAUAAAUUCCUGGAAACUAGACGUCAUCGAUGAGCUAGACGAAACUUCUGUCUUACUGGUCUUAGACUGGGCCAAGAAAUAUCUACCAAAGAAAUUUGGGGAGAGCCAAACAGAUCGGUUUGGUAAGAGAGGUCUGCCAUGGCAUAUCACGGUUGCGACGAGAGAGGGAAAUGAUGGCAAGAUUGAGAUGAUGACAUUUGUACACUUAUUUGAGACCUGUAACCAGGACAGUUCUGCAGUUCUUGCCAUACUUAACGACGUCUUUCGUUGACUGAAGGAUGUCAUGCCUCAUUUAUCUCAGACAAGACAACGCCGGGUGUUACCACUGCGCUUUAACCCUGAUUAUAGCCAGCAAAGUAGCAGAACUAAACAAUCUCUUCCUACGCAGAAUGGAUUUUUCAGAUCCCCAAGGAGGGAAGGGAUCUUGCGAUCGGGAAGCUGCAACGAUCAAAUCCCAUAUGGCCAUCCAUUUGAAUUCAGGCCACGAUAUAGAGUCGGCAUCUCAAAUGCAGGAGGCAAUAGAAUCAUUUGGGGGUGUCCCUGGAGUAAAAGCAGUGUUAUGCAGGCCUCCUUUGUCUUCCAUCAAAAAGCCACUGAAAUGGGAUGGUGUGAGCUUUGUCAACAACGUUCAGUAUGGCGAGGAAGGUGUGAGAGUAUGGAGAUCCUACAAAAUUGGAAGAGGCAAAUUCAUUCCUUGGAGCAAGUUUCCUGUUCCUGACCAGGACGAAGUU